Eucalyptus grandis is the source of this 1811-nucleotide messenger RNA. RefSeq names its product pentatricopeptide repeat-containing protein At2g44880-like. Lineage: Eukaryota; Viridiplantae; Streptophyta; Magnoliopsida; Myrtales; Myrtaceae. Gene Ontology annotation, molecular function: RNA binding; protein binding. The record is from RefSeq and is a predicted model, not a curated record. Gene Ontology annotation, biological process: RNA modification.
AAUCCAGUGAUUACGUAAUUUUGCUUAAAUAGACGAAAUUGAUAGUUCUUUUUGUGUCGGUCGAUGCUUACUUCGACGAGUCCGCGAGUAAGUUGUCCAUGGAGCAGUCGAAAUCCGUCGUCUGGACUCCCCUGGAACGGAGAUGUCUCUACCUCCUUCAACGGACCAGGAACUCUCGACCCGCUCUCCUCCAGAUCCACGCCUUCAUGCUUCGCCACGCUUUCGACCUCAACGUCAACCUCCUCACCAAGCUCGUCGCCAGCUGCGCCUCCGUCGCCUCCGGCUCCGACCCGCUCGCGGGAUUACGCCAUGCUCGCCUCCUGUUCGACAAAAGUCCCCACAGAGACGACGGGUUCCUCUGCAACGCCGUGAUCAGAGCCCACGUGGGUCUGCGCCAGUUUGACGAGGCUCUUGUUCUUUACCGUGAUCUCCGGUGGAGCACCGGCUUUUCGCCCGAUAACUUCACGUUCACCGCGCUGGCGAAGUGUGGCUCGCUGGCUACGUCCUGUUGGGAAGGGCUGCAGGUGCAGAGCCAUGUUGUUAAGAUGGGGUUUUGGUCGGACUUGUAUGUGUCCACGGCGUUUGUGGAUUUGUAUGCGAAAUGGGGCGUGGAAGCUGCGAGGAUGUUGUUUGACGACAUGAGCGUGAGGAGUCUGGUCUCGUGGACAGCUCUGAUAGGUGGUUAUGCGAGGAGAGGGGAUAUGGGGAAUGCAAUGAAGUUGUUUGAGGAAAUGCCUGAGAAGGACUCUGCAGCAUAUAACUUAAUGAUUGAUGGCUAUGUUAAGUUGGGAGAUAUGGACCCAGCCAAGGAUUUGUUUAAUGAAAUGCCAGAGAGGAAUGUGGUUUCUUGGACUACAAUGAUUAAUGGGUAUUGCAAUGUUGGUGACGUAAAAUCUGCUCGCUCACUCUUCAAUGCCAUGCCAGAGAAUCUGUAUUCUUGGAACGUCAUAAUUAAUGGAUAUUGCCAAAAUAAACAGCCCCAUGAAGCUUUGAGACUGUUUUCUGAGAUGCAGUCAACUGCAUUGGUUGAGCCUGAUGAAGUCACUCUUGUAUGCGUUCUUCCAGCUAUAGCUGAUCUGGGUGCUCUAGAUUUAGGCUAUCAGGUUUACCAUAUUGCACAGAAAAAGAAGCUUGACCGAGCAAGCAAUGUGGGCACGGCACUUGUGGAUAUGUUUGCUAAAUGUGGUGAGAUUAGUAAAGCCAAAAGUGUGUUUAAUAUGUUGCACGAAAGACAGGUAGCUUCUUGGAAUGCUUUGAUAAAUGGGCUUGCAGUCAAUGGGUAUGGCAAAGAAGCAUUGGAAAUAUUCCUGGAGAUGCAACAGCAUGGGGUUCCACCGAAUGAUAUAACCAUGAUUGGUGUUCUAUCUGCAUGUAAUCACACUGGUUUCGUGAAGGAAGGGAAGAAGUGGUUUAAAGCAAUGGAUGAGUUUGGGCUUGCCCCUCAGAUUGAGCACUACGGUUGUAUGGUAGAUCUAUUAGGUAGAGCAGGAUAUUUAGAAGAGGCUGAAAUAAUAAUAGAUAGCAUGCCCUAUGAGCCUAAUGCAAUAAUAUUGAGCUCUUUCUUAUUUGCUUGUGGAUACUUCAAGGACGUGGUAAGAGCGGAGAGACUUAUAAGCAGAACAGUAAAUAUGGAGCCUCAGAAUGAUGGGAACUACAUUAUGUUGAGAAACCUAUAUGCAGCAGAGAAGAGAUGGACUGAUGCAGAGGAGAUUAAGAGGUUAAUGAGUACAAAUGGAGCAAAUAAGGAAACAGGUUGCAGUAUUAUUGAGAUCGAUGGGAGAAUGAGUGAGUUUUUGGCUGGAAACAGAUUG